This is a messenger RNA of Oryctolagus cuniculus (rabbit), 6431 nucleotides long. The record is from RefSeq and is a predicted model, not a curated record. Lineage: Eukaryota; Metazoa; Chordata; Mammalia; Lagomorpha; Leporidae.
UGAACAGUUUUUGACUUAAAAUCUUUUUUUUCUGUUAUAAAUUUAUCCAUCUUGUUCUCUCUGUACUACAAUUUGUGUGGACUAUCUGGUUUUAUCACUUCACUUUGAGUCUACAUAUGUUCUUAAGUCUAAAGUGACUUUCUUGUUUAUGACAUGCAGUUGAAUCUUUUUUUAUCCACUCAGAAAUUCUAUAACUUUUGAUAAGGGAGUUUAUUCUAUAUAUUUUUUUAGUAAUUAUUGACAGAUAAGAACUACUGCCAGUUUUUAAAUUGUUUUUGGUUUUAUAGUUUUUAGUUUUGUCUUUCCCUUCUAAAUAACUAAAGAAUAAGAACUGAGUUUUACCAAUCAGUUUAUGUCUUGUGACACCCAGCAUAAAAUUUUUUUAAAAGAUGUAUUUAUUUAUUUGAAAGGCAAAGUUACAGAGAGAAACUGGGAGAAACAGAGAGAUGUCUUCCAUCCGCUGGUUCACAACCCAGGGGUCCACAAUGGCCAGUGUUGGGCCAGACCGAAGCCAGGAGCCUGGAACUUAUUCCACGUCUUGCUAUGGGUCUAAGGGCCCAAGCACUUGGUCCUUCUGCUGCUGCUUUCCCAGGCACAAAAGCAGGGAACUGGAUGGAAAGUAAAGCAGCCAAGACUUGAACCAGUACCCAUAUGGGAUGCCAGCUUCUCAGGGCCUCACCUACUCAAGACAUCCCCUCCUGCCUGUGAUUGUGUGCAUUAGCAAGAAGCUAGAAUCAGAAGCAGAGCCAAGACUUGAACCUAGGGACUCUGAUAUGAGGAUGUGAGCAUCUUAAAAGCAAAACGUUUACUGUUUUGGAGUUUAAAGUAUGUCAUCAUGGCAAAGUUUCGGAGAAGGACUUGCAUCAUUUUGUCACUUUUUAUUCUAUUUAUUUUCUCUCUGAUGAUGGGUUUAAAAAUGCUGAGACCAACUACAGCUGGUUUUGGAGCUCCUUUUGGACUGGACCUUCUUCCAGAACUUCAUCAACGAACUAUUCAUUUGGGAAAAAAUUCUGAUUACCAAAAGAGUAACAGAAUCAACAGUGAAGUAAAUACCAAGAAUAAAAAUGUUGAAAUCACUGUGAAACCUUCUAAAGCCUCUGAACUAAACUUGGAAGAACUGCCACCUCUGAAUUAUUAUUUACAUGUAUUUUAUUACAGUUGGUAUGGAAAUCCACAGUUUGAUGGUAAAUAUAUACAUUGGAACCAUCCAGUCUUGGAACACUGGGACCCUAGAAUAGCCAAGAAUUAUCCACAAGGGAGACACAGCCCUCCAGAUGACAUUGGCUCCAGCUUUUAUCCUGAGUUGGGAAGUUACAGCUCUCGGGAUCCUUCUGUCAUAGAAACUCACAUGAAACAAAUGCGCUCAGCUUCAAUUGGUGUACUAGCCCUGUCUUGGUAUCCGCCUGAUACAAAUGAUGAGAAUGGAGAACCUACUGAUGACUUGGUACCGACUAUUUUGGAUAAAGCUCAUAAAUAUAAUCUGAAGGUUGCUUUUCAUAUAGAACCAUAUAGCAAUCGAAAUGAUCAAAACAUGUACAAAAAUAUCAAGUAUAUAAUAGACAAAUAUGGAAAUCAUUCAGCCUUUUACAGAUACAAGACAAGGACUGGGAAUGCUCUUCCUAUGUUUUACAUCUAUGAUUCCUAUAUCACAAAGCCAGAAAAAUGGGUCAAUCUGUUAACCCCUUCCGGAUCUCACACUGUUCGCAAUUCUGCUUAUGAUGGAUUAUUUAUUGCACUUCUAGUAGAAGAAAAACAUAAGUAUGAUGUUCUGCAAAGUGGUUUUGAUGGAAUUUAUACCUACUUUGCCACAAAUGGCUUUACUUAUGGCUCAUCACAUCAGAACUGGGCUAGUCUAAAAAUCUUCUGUGAUAGAUACAACUUAAUAUUUAUCCCAAGCGUGGGUCCAGGAUACAUAGACACUAGCAUCCGUCCAUGGAACUCUCAAAACACGCGGAACCGAAUCAAUGGGAAGUAUUACGAAGUUUCUCUGAGUGCUGCACUUCAGGCCCAACCCAGUUUAAUUUCUAUUACUUCUUUUAAUGAGUGGCAUGAAGGGACUCAAAUUGAAAAAGCCAUUCCCAAAAGAACCAGCAAUACAGUAUACCUAGAUUACCGGCCCCACAAACCAGGUCUUUAUCUAGAAUUAACUCGUAAGUGGUCUGAAAAAUACAGUAAGGAAAGAGCAACUUAUGCUCAUAAAAAGUUGCCUGCCUCUUAAUGUAUUGGUUAAAGUUUAAUAAUUAUCAAAAUCCCCUAAUUUCAGUAAAGACCCUUUGUUUUGAAUUAUAGGGAAAACCUUUCAAAACCUAAAUGCACUGUUUCUGUUACUCUUUAAUAUAAAUAUCAUUUUAAAAGAUAAUGUUGAUCAUUGCUACCUUUUACAAUAUUGCACUGAGAAAAUAUCUACAAUAAAAAUUGUGCAGAUAACAUUCGUAUGGUGUAAUUUGCUGUGUUUCUAACUGAAAUUGAAAUUCUGGUUUGAUGACUGUUUGAUUGUCAUUUCAUGGUAGGUAAAUGCCUUUGUUCCGUAAAGCAGUUAGCACACAGUUAAACCACACUUACCUACUGGGACCAGAAAAAUAGGACUAUGUGUGUAUUCUAUCAAAGAAAACAAACCUAAAAGGUUGCAUUUAUGUUUCAUUUUUUUUUAUCAGUGACCCAAGCAACUUUGUGAUAUUGGUAUUUAGACUCUGAAUAAAUACACAUUAAUGUUGAAAUUCUUAAGACUAAUAAAAUCACUGUAACUUCCUCUCAGUUUUACUGUGAAUCUGAAACUGCGUUAAAAAAUAGACUUUCAGGGGGCCGGCGCUGUGGUGUAGCAGGUGGAGCCACCACCUGCAGUGCUGGCAUCCCAAAUGGGUGCUGGUUCAAGUCCCAGCUGCUCCACUUCCAUUCCAGCUCUCUGCUGUGGCCUGGGAAAGCAGUAGAGGAUGGCCCAAGUGCCUGGGCCCCUGCACCCACAUGGAAGACCUGGAAUAAGCUCCUGGCUCCUGGCUUUGGAGCGGCUCAGCUUGGCCAUUGCGGCCAUUUGGGAAGUGAACCAGCAGGCGGAGACCUCUUUGUCUCUGCCUCUGCCUCUCUGAUUUUUUGUUGUUGUUGUUUAAUCAUAAACUUUAAGUCUUCAAGAAGGAGUGGUUUCUGUAGCACAAUCCAUAUCAUCAUUGCAGAUUUAUGGUUACCUAUAGCAUGCUAAGUGUUUUGCAUGGUUAAUGUUGCUGCUUCCCCAUGCUGAAUUCCAAAUUUUAGAAGCUGUGGGAAAUACUUCUCUCAAAGGUAAUCCUUGCAUCUCAAUUAUUGGGAAAACAGUUGUUUUACAACUAUUACGAAACUAUAGUGCCUGAAAUAUUUAUUUUUAGGAUAACUGACCAAUCUUUAACUUGUUUUUAUUUUGUUAUUUAUGUCUUUAAAUGUAAUGUUAACCAUAGAUCACCUGUUAACUAAAAAGAAAAAAGUUGUUACUAUAGUUGGAUUUUUUUUAUAUUUUAUUAUUUCUUACCAAAAGUAACUGAGAAAAGAUAAUUACCAUUUCAGAUUUUAGAGAUGUGGAAAUGAAAAAUUUCUUUAUAUUUAACGUAAUUCUAAAGAAGACAGUAUUUUAAUUCUUAUAUAUAAUAUCCUUGUUUUAAAUGUUACACUAUUAUGGCAUCUUUCAGCUUAAAAUAUUUGUGAUCAAUAACUAUUUGUUUUAUUGUGUUAAUUGAUCACUUAUAUGAUGAAAAUUAUUUUUUUUAAACUUUUAUUUAAUGAAUAUAAAUUCCCAAAGUAAGCUUAUGGAUUACAAUGGCUUCCCCCCCAUAACGUCCCUCCCACCCGCAACCCUCCCCUUUCCCACUCAAUAUAAACUAAAAAUUAAUAAAUGAUAAUAGUUAAUUAUAACUAUAAUAAAGAUCUAAUAUAUAUUAUUAAAUUAAUGUCAUUUCUAAUAUAUAGCUUUACUAAGAGAAGCAAGUAAUACUAAAAAUAAUGUAUAUCAGUCUUCAGAGUAUAAAGAUAUUAAUUCAGAAACAAAUUAAAAGGAAUUUUAUCACAAAAUAGCCAUAAGACCAUAAAAAUUACUUUUAAGCAUAAGUUGAAAUGAAAUACAUUUUUGAAAAUAGACAUUAACAUUAAGCUUAUUUAUAACUUAAAAAUUUGUCAAUUCUCAAAGAAUGAUCAGGCCAUAAAAUAAUAGUACAGAUAGUAAUAAUAUGAUAAUUUCCCAGGGAAAAUUGCAAGAAUAAAUCAGUGUACUGUUAUUAUAACCAUACAGUUUCAUAGAAACAAUCUUUCAAUUAUAAACUGCAGAAUUUUUUCUUAUAUCCAGUUAACCACUAUAUGUUAUUUUAGGGAUGAAGCAUACAACGACACGCUUUCAUAGAAACAUUCUCACAGAUACAAAUUGUUGUUUUUUUUCUUAUAUGCAGUUAACCACUAUAUUGUUAUUUUAGGGACAAAUUAUACAUAUGUCAUAUCCAAUAAUCUUUUAUACCAUAUUUCAUCAAAGUUUUCUGAGAGAAAUAUCAACUACAGAAGAAUUUUCCUUAUUACUUUUGUUUUCCAUUUGAACCCACUGUGAGUAUAAAAUUAAUUUGUUAAAUGCUUCUGAGGUGAAGAGGAAGUCUAUAUUUUAAAACGAGGGGAUCAGCAGUCCUCAGUGUGGAUGCCCACCACUUUCUAUCAGUGCCCAUUGCCAACAUGGCUAAACCCCUACAUCAUACUUCACCCAUGGGCUUUGUUAUGAUUCCCUGGCUCAUUAAUCUAACCAGCCAAGUAGCAGUCAGAUUUCAAAGCAAGAGAAAACAAAUUCUAUAAUUGGAAAGAUUCAUUCUCAAGGGAAAAAUAUUUGGUAUCUGGUCUGAUAGUAGUUUACUAGUUUAUAAUUAUUAGAAUACCUUUUUCUUUCCUCCUUUUUGAAAAAGUUAUUACAGUUGUGCCUUGCUAUUCAUGAGUUCAUUACCUACAGAUUCAAGAAAGUAAAGAUUGAAAAUAUUCAGAAAAAAGGUGUACUGAACAUAUAUGGGUUUUUGUUCAUUAUGCUCUAAACAAUGCCACAUGACAAUCCUUUGCAUUGUAUUAGAUACUAUGAGUAAUAUAGAAAUGAUUAUGAAAGUAUAAUGGGAGACCAGCGCCGUGGCUCACCAGGCUAAUCCUCCGCCUACGGCACCAGCACCCCGGUUCUAGUCCCACUUGGGGCGCCGGGUACUAGUCAUGGUUGCUCCUCUUCCAGUCCAGCUCUCUGCUGUGGCCCGGGAAGGCAGUGGAGGAUGGCCCAGGUGUUUGGGCCUCUGCACCAGCAUGGGAGACCGGGAGGAAGCACCCAGCUCCUGGCUUUGGAUCUGUGCGGCGCCAGCUGUGGCGGCCAUUGAGGGAGUGAACCAACGGAAGGAAGACCUUUCUCUCUGUAUCUCUCUCACUGUCUAUAAUUCUCUGUCUCUCUCUCUCACUGUCUAACUCUGCCUGUCAAAAAAAUUUAAAAAAAAAAAAAAGUAUAUGGGAGGAUCUGCAUUGAUUAUAUGCAGAUAUUACCAUUUUAUAUAAGGGAUUUGAGCACCUGUGUUUUUGAACUUUCCUUUGAUAUAAAAGAAUGCAUGUAUUAGUAAAUAUUUCUAAUACUCUUGUUAUUUCUUAGAGAGGAAUAUAUUCAGAAAUCUUCCUCAGGUAUUCAUUACAACUGCCUUUACCGUUUGACUUGUAAUACAAUUCAUAUGGUUAUGUUCCCAAUUGAGUGUAAGUAAUUGAUAUAUUAAUAAACUUAGCCGGCGCCGUGGCUCAAUAGGCUAAUCCUCCACCUUGCGGCGCCGGCACACCGGGUUCUAGUCCCGGUCGGGGCACCGGAUUCUGUCCCGGUUGCCCCUCUUCCAGGCCAGCUCUCUGCUAUGGCCAGGGAGUGCAGUGGAGGAUGGCCCAGGUGCUUGGGCCCUGCACCCCAUGGGAGACCAGGAAAAGCACCUGGAUCCUGGCUCCUGCCAUCGGAUCAGCGCGGUGCGCCGGCUGCAGCGGCGGUCAUUGGAGGGUGAACCAACGGCAAAGGAAGACCUUUCUCUCUCUGUCUCUCUCUCUCACUGUCCACUCUGCCUAUCAAAAAAAAAAAAAUAAAAAAAUAAAAAUAAACUUUCUAAUUCAAUAAACUAAAAUAACUGUUAAAACACAACGUGGUUUGGUAUAUGCAAUGAAUGAAUUAAUAUGGAUUCUUUUUAUGUUUUUUAAAGUUUAACCAGUCUAAAUGUUUUGGCUGUAUAGAAACCAGUUUAUUGUCUUUUAAAGGAUUAAUGUUGUCAAAACUGAUGUCACUAAUGUUUAUCUGAGUUGUGUGUUAACAUUUUUCUCUUUUACUUUAAGGUUGUAUAAUCUGAAAAAUGACAAUUUUGUAUAUAUAGAAGAGUAGGUAAUUUUAAUCCAAUAAAAAUGUGUGAAAAAAUCCUAUCUGAAAUAUUAAAAUCUGUUCAUUUCUG